AUGUCCACCAUCUCAGCGCCUUUGCAAAGCACUGACUUUUCGUACUACUCAAUUCAAAUGACGACCGGUACGAAUCAGGGCGGCUCUCCUCAGACCUGGUCGCUCGUGGUUGAUUCUGGAUCUCCGGUCACGUUCAUUGGCGCCAAUGCAAAGAACGUCUACAAGCCCUCGCCCGCAGCAAAGACGGGCUUGCACGACUUUGUGGAGAAUUUCGGCGACGGAACAGUCAGCGUGGCCGGCUCGAUGGCUCGCGACUGGAGUCAGAUAUCACCACAGCUCAACCUACUUUCUGGGUUUGCCGUAGUCGAUGCGACAAGGUCGACCACUUUUGAGCAAGAAGUCGAGACAAUGGACGGCAUCUUCGCUCUUGCUCCUCACGAACUGCUCUCGAUUGCACUCAAGAAUGACACAUUUCAGUCUUACAUCGCAGGGCUCAAGGAUGCCCAUCUCAUCCCAAAAGGAUUGAUGGCAAUUGAUUUGCGUCGCUCUACGAGCCAAAACGAAUUGACGGGCAAGAUGAUCUUUGGAGGCUAUGACACAACUGCUCUCUCGGCGCCGCUCAUCUGGUCCGCCCGUCAAGACAUUGCAUCGAACCCCUAUUGGGGCCUGAAUAUCGCGAUACCUCAGCUGGGCCUCGCUCUCGAUUCUGCAGACGGUCCUGCUCUCGUAGACACGGGUACAUCGCUUGCCUAUAUACCCGAUGCGGCCUAUCAGCGCUUCAUUGGCUCCAUCCCCGGUGCAGUCGAUGAUGCCACAUCUGGCUCGGUUAAGAUGCCACUCAACGCAGUCGUACCCGAUCUGACCAUCAAACUCGUUAAUGGUAGCGUCGUCAUUCCGGGCGCCCUACAGGUCAUACCCGAAAUGGAGAGGGACUUGCUAGGCUACUCGAAAGACUUCAAGUAUUCUAUUUGGGCAAAUGGACAAGGGGGUUCAGGCUCAAUCGUAUUGGGCAUGAAAGCACUCGAGGCUCUCUAUCUUGUCUUCGACUGGGACGGAGGCCAGAUCGGGCUUGCGCAGAAGAAGCUUUGA
This is a messenger RNA of Mixia osmundae IAM 14324, 1029 nucleotides long. RefSeq lists its product as uncharacterized. NCBI's taxonomy places the organism in Eukaryota, Fungi, Basidiomycota, Mixiomycetes, Mixiales, Mixiaceae. Gene Ontology annotation, molecular function: aspartic-type endopeptidase activity. Gene Ontology annotation, biological process: proteolysis. The transcript has 9 exons. The record is from RefSeq and is a predicted model, not a curated record. Bases 1 to 1029 code for a protein of 342 amino acids.